Molecule: messenger RNA, 815 nt
Organism: Chenopodium quinoa (quinoa)
Lineage: Eukaryota; Viridiplantae; Streptophyta; Magnoliopsida; Caryophyllales; Amaranthaceae
Product: 10 kDa chaperonin, mitochondrial-like
Exons: 3
Coding region: 128-421 (97 amino acids)
Cellular component (GO): mitochondrial matrix
Molecular function (GO): ATP binding; protein folding chaperone; protein-folding chaperone binding
Source: RefSeq, a predicted model, not a curated record
GGGCAUUUCUGCAAUUUAUGCUUGAUAAUUCAUAAACCCUUUUCUCUUACAUAAACCCUAGUUAACUGAUUUAGGGUUUUUCUUCCGUCUAUUUCACCUUCCUCUUUCUUGUGAUUUUUCUGGAAAAAUGGCGAAGCGUUUGAUGCCAUUGUUGAACAGAGUUUUGGUAGAGAAGAUUGUUCCUCCUGCUAAGACUCAUGCCGGAAUUUUACUCCCUGAGACCAGCAAUAAGCUAAAUUCUGGAAAAGUUCUUGCUGUUGGACCUGGCCUUCGUGACAAGACGGGGAAUCAUAUUCCUGUGGCUGUCAAAGAAGGGGAUACUGUACUCCUUCCUGAAUAUGGAGGAACUACAGUGAAGCUUGGUGAAAAAGAGUAUCACUUGUACCGAGAUGAAGAUAUAAUGGGAACACUGCAUGACUGAUUUUAGUGUCAUUUCCUGGCUUGAUCAAGUACACCCUAUGAUUUGUUAUCUUAGGAAAAUUUAAAUUUUAGCACAUUGUUGAUGAAGCAGCUAUCUUAGAAUUGAUAUUCAAGAUGGUAAAAUGUGAUAGAAUGCGAUUUUAUCCUUUUGCGGACUGACCAAUGUUUUUUACUUGAAUGUGAAACUGUAUUAUGGAUUCAAAAUAUUAUGUUUCUUCUUUCAAGUACAACUUUUUUUUUUUUUUUUUUUUUACUUUUUUCAAAUUCUCCGGAGUAUUGCUUCAUCAUCCUCGUGGUGUCCAUAUUCGGAUUUUUUGUCAUUGCAGAAUCAGUUAUAACUUAUAAGUGCUAUGUCUACUAGUUAUUAUACUGGUUAAAUAAGUGCUUUUACCCCA